AUCAGAGCACUGAGAAUUUCAGGUGGAGUAUGUUGAAGUAGACUCAGUUUCUUUGCAUCAUUUCUGCUUUCAAUUUUAAAAUUCUUUCAUAACCUUAUUGAGAGUUUUUUAACAAGAGUAACAUGGCUCGAGUGAACUGCCCAGCUCCAGUGAAAGUCACAUGCAAGAACCUGAGAUUUCUCAUUUCGCACAAUCCAACCAAUGCGACCUUAAACAAAUUUAGAGAGGAACUUAAGAAGUAUGGAUUUACCACAAUAUUAAGAGUGUGUGAAGCAACUUAUGACACUACUCUUAUAGAGAAAGAAGGCAUCCAUAUUCUCGAUUGGCCUUUUGAUGAUGGUGUACCACCAUCCAGCCAGAUUGUUGAUGACUGGUUAAGUUUUGUAAAAAUCAAGUUCUGUGAAGAACCUGGUUGUUGUAUGGCUGUUCGUUGUGUUGCAGGCCUUGGGAGAACUCCAGUGCUUGUUGUCCUAGCAUUAAUUGAAGGUGAAAUGAAAUACGAAGAUGCGGUACACUUCAUAAGACAAAAGCGGUGUGGAGCUUUUAACAGCCAGCAACUUUUGUAUUUGGAGAAGUAUCGUCCUAAAAUGCAGCUGCGCUUCAAAGACUCCACUGAUCAUAGAAACAACUGUGGCAUUCAAUAAAACUGGGGUGCCUGA
Molecule: messenger RNA, 659 nt
Organism: Acinonyx jubatus (cheetah)
Lineage: Eukaryota; Metazoa; Chordata; Mammalia; Carnivora; Felidae
Product: protein tyrosine phosphatase type IVA 1-like
Exons: 1
Coding region: 123-644 (173 amino acids)
Biological process (GO): protein dephosphorylation
Cellular component (GO): nucleus
Molecular function (GO): protein tyrosine phosphatase activity
Source: RefSeq, a predicted model, not a curated record